GUUCUACAAGGCAUGUCUUGGUGCUAACCGGAAGCGGAAAUAGCGAGGGAGCGGUUAACAGCUGCUGGCCAACUGGAGUGGUUCGCCAGCAAAACAAUAAAAUUGUGCAGAGAUGGAGCUGUCUGAAAUAUUAUACAACAAGGCUGAAUACAUCGAGACGGCAUCAGGCAACAAAGUCAGCAGACAGUCGGUUCUUUGCGGCAGUCAAAACAUUGUUCUCAAUGGAAAAACCAUCGUGAUGAAUGACUGUAUCAUCAGAGGAGAUCUCGCUAAUGUCAGAGUCGGGCGCCACUGUGUUAUUAAGAGUCGCAGUGUGAUCAGACCUCCCUUCAAGAAAUUCAGCAAAGGCGUGGCUUUCUUCCCCUUGCAUAUUGGGGAUCAUGUGUUCAUCGAGGAGGACUGUGUUGUCAACGCGGCACAGAUAGGAUCAUACGUCCACAUUGGCAAGAACUGUGUGAUUGGUCGGCGCUGUGUCUUGAAGGACUGCUGUAAGAUACUGGAUAAUACUGUCCUUCCCCCAGAGACAGUGGUUCCUCCGUUUACAGUAUUCUCAGGCUGUCCAGGUUUGUUUUCAGGGGAGCUCCCUGAAUGUACGCAGGAACUGAUGAUUGACGUUACCAAGAGUUACUACCAGAAAUUCCUCCCUCUUAGCCAAAUCUAGGACUGAACUUCAGUUUUUGUCUCGCUCGCUUUCAUUCUGGGACCAAAGGACCAAUAUGGACUAAUAUUCCCCAGCCAUCUCUUUAGCUCUAAGUUACAGUUGUAAAUCUCAAACAACAAAGAAAUGCCACUAUUAGGUUUGUUCACAGUUGUAUUCACUUGCAGUAAAAGUCCCUCGCUAUGGUAACAUAGAAUAUGAAAUUCUAAAAUAUGCGAUUUGUAUGCAAAACACCAUGUCUCUCCUUGUUUUCAUGUCAGUAUUUUUAGAUUUCUGUUAAUGUAUCUCAUAUAAUGUCACUGUACACUGCAGUCCUGUCGGCGUGGCUGGAAAAAAAAUAUCAUGACAGUGAUUUACUGUUAGAAUGAAGGGCCUUUAUUUAUUAAACUUUGCCAUUUCUGCAACACUAAACAUUUUCUGUUUGUAAAGAUGGAUUACAGAUUACAGAUAAUAAAUGCUUUUUUUAAGUGUC
Messenger RNA from Cyprinus carpio (common carp), 1130 nucleotides. Its product is annotated as dynactin subunit 5. The record is from RefSeq and is a predicted model, not a curated record. Lineage: Eukaryota; Metazoa; Chordata; Actinopteri; Cypriniformes; Cyprinidae.